This is a messenger RNA of Paralichthys olivaceus (Japanese flounder), 3230 nucleotides long. Its product is annotated as zinc finger BED domain-containing protein 4. The record is from RefSeq and is a predicted model, not a curated record. Gene Ontology annotation, biological process: regulation of transcription by RNA polymerase II. Gene Ontology annotation, molecular function: protein dimerization activity. Gene Ontology annotation, cellular component: nucleus. Lineage: Eukaryota; Metazoa; Chordata; Actinopteri; Pleuronectiformes; Paralichthyidae.
AGCGCCACCACCCUGAGAUCCCAGCAGCUUUGACCGGGCACAGCCGAACAUUCCCGGGAACUGUCGAGAUGGGAGGGACAUGAAACUCCCGAGUGCUGUGUGCACUUCCUGCCCCGAUGACACCGCCGUCCACACGCCUCCAUGAAAACACGGCGCGCUGCCUCCACUUGCGUUCGACCGUCGGAUGGGAGCGCGGGCACGGUGGAUGUAUCCUCGCCGUCACAUUGUCAUUGAUGCUCCCAGAACAUCCGCCGAUCGUGGCCGAUUUCGGACGUGAAAAAUCUCCGCAACUGCCGCUUCGAGAAUCCCAUUUUCCUUUUUGUCUGCGCAACCGGCAGCGAGGUUUUUCCUGCGGAUGUCUGAGCCGGGGAUCGGGAGGUAAACACGCCGGCCUGCAUGCGCUCAUGAUCGGAGCCGAGGUGAGGCUGAUACCUCGGACUCACACUGCAAGUUGAUUCGUGCUCCAGAGCAGAGGAAGAGUCGGCUCCAAUGGCGUCGGUCGCGAAGGUGUCCAUCCUGGAUUACUUCAAUAUUGUGUUCGAGGGAGAAAAUGGCAAAAUCGAGUCCAACUGCAAAGCUUGUGGCACCAGGAUCCAGGCGAAGCGCAGCGUCACGUCCAACUUCGUAACGCAUCUCAAGCGGAAGCACCAGGCCAUGUAUGAUGACUUUGUGAAGAGGAAGGAUAUGAAGAGAGAGGGUUACUCUACUGGUUCCCUGCACACGUUCACCAGCAAUGGAGGGAAUACACGCUUCAGUGUUCCCAUCACUACUGGAGGAGGAGGAGGAGGAGGAGGAGGAAGAGGAGGUGUUGGUGGAAUGGGAACUCUGGACGGAGGAGUAGGCUCUGGAGGAGGGGCGACCAAGUUUGACAGACAUGACCCACGUCAGGUGUUGAUCUCAGAGGCUAUAGCCAAGAUGAUCGUGCUUGACCUGCAGCCAGUGUCCAUAGUGGAAAACCAAGGUUUCAGGGAGCUGCUGCAGUUCUUGGAGCCACGCUACACCCCAGAGCAUCAGCACUACAUCCAGAGUCAGCUCCUCCCAGCCUACGCCUACCAAGUCCAGCUGACCACCCGUCAGGCCCUGGCCUCGGCACAUGCCCUUAGCCUCAGCCUGGAUCUCUGGAGGGGCUUUUCUGGAGCCACAUCAGGUUACCUCAGUGUCACCUGCCAUUUUCUCACAUCGGAUUGGCAGAUGCGUUCAGCCCUGCUCGCAUGCCUUCCCCUGACCGGCGGCACCUCCGGCAAUCGCAUCCUUUCAGAAUUUGAUGAAGUCUGCCACUCUCACGGGGUGUCAGGGAGAGCUUUUCGUGUCGUCGCGGACCCUUUUCUGGCCACGGCAACCACAAAGCCAUGUUGUCUUCCUGGUUUCCUGGUGUCACCUCAUCUCACUAGCAUGCAAGAUGACAACAGUGAAGACGAGGUGGACAAUGGUAACGACGCAGAGGAAGGGAUCAGGAACGGUCAUGGUGAUGGGGCGGAUGAAGGGGAAUGGGAGGACUCCUGGGAGCAGGGUCUAGGUGUUUGUCGGGUGGACUGUUUCUCUCGCUCUCUGGAACAGUGUGUCAGGGAGGGGCUGCGCUCCUGUCCGCAGCUCUCCUCCACACUGGCCAAGGCUGCUUGUUUCUAUAACUACAUUACCUCUGCUGUGCCACCUGAGAAACUAAGCCAAGUAUUUGAUGGUACUGGACUGAUGAUGGGGGGACCAGGAAGUGCCCCCUCUGCAGUUAGAGACUGGGCUGCUCAGCUUAAGGUGCUUCGACGGCUGCUGGACUCAGUGGAGUUCCUGGAGGAGGUGAGUGGUCCAGGGGAGCUGGCACCGAGCGCUUCAGAGAGAGCCCUCCUGAGGGAGCUCACUGACACUUUGGAGCCCUUCACUGAGGCCUGGGACAUGGUGCAUGGAGACAGACAGGCAGAAAGACAUGUGUCCAUCAGCUUAGGGCUGCCAUGUGUCCUGGGUCUUCGUAAGCAUCUCUCUGAGACGUUGACCCCCAACUGCCCCUCUCUCCUGGUGGCCCUCAGCCAGGCUCUAGAGCGUCGGUUGGCCCCCAUCCUGGAGGACCCCCUCUACAUCACUGCCACCACUCUGGACCCUCAGUUCAAGCUCACUUGGAGCAGCAACCCUGACUGGCACAGACAGGUUCUAAUUGAGGAGUUAUCCAAACAUUCCGCAGCCUCCAGCCCCGUAGAUCUCAAUACAGAACCACACCCUCAAUCCCAGACUCCUCCUGCUCCAUCUCCUGCUCCAUCGCCAGUUUCCUCACUUUCUCGGCCCUGCAAGUUGUUCUCUUUCAUCAAACAGAGACCCGCAACACAGGCCAAGAGCCUGGAGCAGGAGUUAAGCGUAUAUCUACGAGAGGAACCAACAGACGAAGAUGCUUUGCAUUACUGGCGGCGUAAAGCUAUUGACUUUCCUCUUCUUGCUCAGGUGGCAAAGAGGGCGUUCACCAUACCUGCUUGCGGUACUGUGGUGGGGAACAUUUUCACUACUGCCGAGCGCUGCCUGCGGCUAGAGAGGAGCCACAUCUUACCAAAGAACCUGGAGACGCUCAUCUACCUCAAGGCAAACUACAGAUUGUUAUGGACUUAGAGCUAAGAGUGACAUCAUUCUUUUAACUAAACAGCAACUCAAUGAUUUGUAUCUUCUGUUGUGUUACUUCUUGGAUACUUAGCUCUGUUCCUCUCUGAGGAAACUGAGAUAGCAACAUAACACAGUCCUCAUGCUCCUCUGAGAUGAAUUAACCAGAGUUUCUGUGCGGAGGCGGUUCAGAAGGGUUUCACUGACUACUGUAGGUGUGGAUUGCUAUGUUCGCCAUGCAGCCCGCUUACAGACGAUCAUGUCACAUGCUGCAGACUUAGGGGACUAGAAGCAGAUCAAUACUAAAGUAUUUACUUCGACAUUAGUUUUGCCUGAUCAGGGUCCUCAGACAACCACAAACCUUCCACUCUUUAUUUUCCUAACCUCAAAGACAGCUUUUAUCUGCACCAGCCAACACUGAUACACCAACAAUAACAAAAUGGUUAAUUACUUCAAAGUGUAGCAUAUGAUUUAUACUGAUAUACAAUAAUUAAGGUUGUGACUAAUUCAUUUGAUGAUGUUUUUGAAGGAACGCAUCAGCAGGUAAACAAUAUGCCCCCCCCUUAUUGUUUAAUUUUCUCUGUGUGUGAAUGUCUCAUCAUCAGGACACAAUAAUAAAUGAGUUUCACCCCCUGACGCAGAGCUUGCAGAUGCGA